AACAACUUGCAAAAAUGCUUUGUCUAGUAGUACUUUCUUGCGUGGCUUUAUCUCAAGCCUCCCAGAUUUUGCCGGCAAUCCUUCCUCAUGCCCAGCCUUACAACUUCGGGUACGCAAUCAGGGAUCACACCAGUGACCAAUACAGACAGGAAAAAGGAAAUGGACUCGGAGGUGUAGUGGGAAGCUACGGUUUCAAAGAUGCCAGAGGUAUCUUCCGUAACGUCAACUACGUCGCUGACCAUGCUGGAUUCAGAGCGGUAGUCAACGGCAACGAACCAGGCACCGCCAAUCAAAACCCAGCAGAUGUUAUCGUCAAUCCUCUUCAACCUGUUGUAGUUAAAGCAGUCGAACCUAUUCCCCCUGUUCCCGUGGCCACUGUCCCAACUGCUCUUGGAGAUUACAGAUUCGGACCUGGAUUCGCAGAUGCCUUUGGGUAUCAGGGUGUCAACUUUGCUGUUCCUCUAAUCGGAGGAGCUGUUCGAGGAUACGACAGCCGAUUCGCUAAUGUGAUCGUUUAAAUAAUGUUUCUCUUGUAAAAUAUUGAGUUCUUCGAGAAAUUUAAUAGUGAUUCUAAUAACUCCUUUCAUUUCUUAAGAAAAUGCUUAGCUAUUU
Argiope bruennichi is the source of this 612-nucleotide messenger RNA. RefSeq names its product adult-specific rigid cuticular protein 15.5-like. The transcript has 3 exons. Bases 15 to 518 code for a protein of 167 amino acids. Gene Ontology annotation, cellular component: chitin-based extracellular matrix. Gene Ontology annotation, molecular function: structural constituent of chitin-based larval cuticle. NCBI's taxonomy places the organism in Eukaryota, Metazoa, Arthropoda, Arachnida, Araneae, Araneidae. The record is from RefSeq and is a predicted model, not a curated record.